Molecule: messenger RNA, 1004 nt
Organism: Xenia sp. Carnegie-2017
Lineage: Eukaryota; Metazoa; Cnidaria; Anthozoa; Malacalcyonacea; Xeniidae
Product: probable tRNA(His) guanylyltransferase
Exons: 7
Coding region: 90-854 (254 amino acids)
Biological process (GO): tRNA modification
Molecular function (GO): tRNA guanylyltransferase activity; magnesium ion binding
Source: RefSeq, a predicted model, not a curated record
AACUUCUCACCCGAAUUCCCAUUUCGAGGAUAGAUUAGAUAUUUGGAUACAAAAGCCAAUAACACGUGUGUCCACUGUUACAACUUUCAAUGGCUAAAAGUAAGUUUGAAUAUACAAGAAAAUUUGAGAACAACGACAGUUGCUUGUUGAACUGCUUCAUUGUUGUACGGUUAGACGGACGAAACUUUCAUCGGUUUUCUGAUUGCCACGAGUUUGAGAAACCAAAUGACGAAAAUGCACUUAAGUUGAUGAACAGAUGUGCAAAAGAGGUGCUUAAGGAAUUUCAGGAUCUUAUUCUUGCCUAUGGUCAAAGUGAUGAAUACAGUUUUGUAUUCAAGCGAUCUACCACACUAUUCAAAAGAAGGGCCAGCAAACUCAUGACAAAUUUGGCCUCAUACUUUGCAUCAUGUUAUGUUUUUCACUGGCCAGAGUAUUUUGUUGAAAAAAGACUCGAGUAUCCUCCAACUUUUGAUGGUAGAGUGAUUCUUUAUCCCACAGAAACUAAUCUAAGAGAUUACCUCAGCUGGCGACAAGCAGAUUGUCACAUCAACAAUUUGUACAAUACAUGUUUCUGGAAUCUUGUAAAGAAGGCCGGUAUUAGCCCUGAAGAUGCAGAAAAACGACUUUGUGGCACAGUGUCUAGUGACAAAAAUGAAAUUCUCUUCUCUGAGUUCAAUAUCAACUACAAUGAACUGCCAGAGAUUUAUAAAAAAGGAUCAAUAUUGCUUUGGGAACAAAAGACUGUUGCAGUGAAAGAUAAAGCGAUAGUUCGUGCACAUCCCACAGUUGUAACUUUACACAUUGACAUUAUUAAAGAUAACUUUUGGAUUAGCAGACCUAAUUUACUAGUGUAACAAUAAUCUCUAGGUCAUUUUAAUAGGAACUUUAACAAAGUAUUUAUCUACUUUAUAAUGGUAAUAUAGUAAGCACAUUAGGCUUAGUUGUUCUGACUAUGUACAUUUCCUAACUUGUUAUUUUAAACAAGAUGAUCAUUUUGACUAUAA